This is a messenger RNA of Pelagomonas calceolata, 847 nucleotides long. The record is from the annotation of a GenBank genome assembly. NCBI's taxonomy places the organism in Eukaryota, Pelagophyceae, Pelagomonadales, Pelagomonadaceae.
AAAAAUCUCCGCAGACGCUCAGGACGCUCCUGUGCCGCACCGUUCGACGUGACACAACGUCAGAAAUCUCGCAGGACAGCCCUGCUAAGGCCGAGACCAGGAAUACGCAGCAGUUCCGCCCGCAAUAGACUCCACAGGGCCACAAGCUCCAGCAGACCAGGAACAGUAUGCGCCGCAUCUUCGGCGCCAGAAAAGCGAAAGCCCCCGCGCCGUCAUUGGGAGACGCGAGCCAAAGACUAGACGAGCGCACGACCGCGUUAGAUGAAAAGAUCCGCAAGCUCGACAUUGAAUUAGCCGGGUAUAAAGAAAAACUAAAAAAAGCGCGAGGGGCUGCGCAACAAACCCUCAAACGACGAGCCAUGGGCGUACUGCGGAGGAAGCGCAUGUACGAGCAGCAGCGCGACCAGCUGGCGGGGCAAGCCUUUAACGUGGAACAGACGAACUUUGCUAUUGAUUCUGUCAAAGAUACAUUAACGACGGUCCAGGCCAUGAAGACCGCCUCGAAGACCCUCAAGAAGGAGGUGAAGAAGGUCGACCUGUCGCAGAUCGAAGACCUGCAGGACGAUUUGGCCGAUAUGAUGGAAGAUGUUAAUGACGUGCAGGAUGUCCUGGGUCAAUCGUAUGGGAUUGGCGACGACAUCGACGACGCGGAUCUGGACGCGGAGCUCGACGCGCUGGGCGACGACUUCGACGACGUGGCCGACGCCGACGCGACGCCCGCGUAUUUGCAGCCGGCGGACCCGUCGUUGAUGCCGGACCAGCCGACGGACGCGCCGGUGCAGGCCGACGACGUCGACGAGUUCGGGCUGCCCGUCGCGGCGGCUUCGUAAGUGGCAUUUUGUAGUGA